CAGAUCAUCAGCUGAUAUCAAUGUAAUCGAAUGCAAUUACGGUUUUUAGGAAAUAUACAAAUACACGUUUUUGAAAGUAAUUAAUAGAAUUUGCAUUGGAGGAGAAAAUGAUACCGAGCAGUUACGAAGAGUAGCUUAUUCUCACUCAUACGUCAAUGUUUUUUGGAAUAAACUAAUUUUUAAAUUAUUGCCAUGGGAACCCUAACCUAUAUCUGACCGGCGUGCACGUGUUCGAAUUCGCUUUCUUAAUAAGUGAGUGAAACUUUUUAAGAGGCUAACUUUAUUACAGCGAUUUAACUCCAUAUACGUGUGUCCGUUGGGUUUAUGCGGUUCCGCACAUAAUCGAUAUCCUGAAGCCAAAAGCGCACGCGUCGAGCACUGUUGACGCAUGUCAGCUGUCAGCAUCACGUCUUCCACUAAAGCAAAUAUUCGACAGAACACUCGUAAAUGGCUUACGAUAAUCGUCCUGUAAUUAACCUAGGGUAUGAGGAUGAAUUCAUUAUGGAGAAGCAUCGCACUCUGGUCAAUUUUACAACGAACAAGAUAGGUGGUAAACCGGAUUGGCAUAACAAUGAAACCAUUCCAUCGGCACCUCAGUGCAGGUUGUGUGGAUUGUAUCAAUUACUGGUACUUCAGCUUUAUGUACCACUGGAUGUGUCAAAGUAUCACAGGACACUGUACAUUUUUUCAUGCAUUAAUCCCAAUUGCUGGAAUCAGAAUGAAAGCUGGACUUGUUUAAGAGUACAGUCACUCGAAGAAGAAUGCACUCCACAAAAUGUUAAAACUACAACCGUUCCAGUUCCAUCAUCUGCAACAAGCUGGUUGACCGAUGCCGAUGACUGGGGGGAUAAUUGGAAUGACAAUGCAUCCGAACAAAAUGGAAAUGAUUUGAUGGAUGAUUCAAAUAAAUUUCAUCUCUUGACCAAAAGUGUUAGCUUUGAUGACGAUCUGAAUGACGAAUUUGGCAACCUGCAAGUAGAAGAUCCAAAUGCUAAUAGUCCAGCUAGUAUAGAGUCUCCUGUUGGCGGUGGAGCUGUAGGAAGAUUGGAUUCGCCAUACGCUUCUGCUGAAAUAGAAGGAGAAGAAAGUGAAGUCGUUUGCAUAGAUACUCCAACUCAACCUCAAUGCAAUUUAGUUAGUUUACUCCAUGAAGUUAUGCCACUUCCCAUGCCACUCGUUGAGUCUAAGGCCGAAGGGGCUUUGACUUUUGUAGAAAUAUUCAUUUCAGUCGACGAGGAAGAUCAAUCCGUCGAAUCAUCGCAACAUGUUCGUGAACUGUUCCUCGAGUAUCAACAUGCUCAUCCAGAUUCUUCUGUGAAUCCUCAAGCAGAAUCUGAUAGCAGCAAAGAUACUGACACUAGUGCCGAGAAGUAUGAGAAGGGCAUUCCCUUACAUGGUGAUGAAAUGUUCCAUAAUUUUUUGUGUAGGAUACAAAGAAAUCCUGGACAUAUUUUAAGAUAUGCUCGUGAUAAUAAUGCAGCUCUGCUGCUGUAUCCUAUGGGUGGCUGUGUUGGCAGGUGUAAACACUGCGGUGAUGAAAUGAUCUUUGAGCUGCAAGUUCUUCCAACAAUUAUACCUAAGCUGAAAUUAAAUAUGAAGAGUGACCAUACCUUCCAAAUUGAAUUUGGUACCAUCUUGAUAUUUACUUGUGUGCGAAGCUGCUGGUCCUCAACCGAUUCGUACAGGGAGGAGCACGUAAUCGUUCAAGCAGAAAGAUUGUAGUCACGCGAUUCGAAAAUCUUUCUUCAAUAGCGAAACAAUUUUAACAGCUGCUAGAGUGAUUCCAGUUUCACGUAAAAAAGGACCGUCCACCACUCAUCGAAUGACAAAACAUCUUGCAAUGCAGGUACAUCGAUAUUUCAUGUUUUAAGCUGAGAGUCGUGAAGAGACUGCACGAAUUCGGAAACCCGUCGAUUUUGAUGUACAUAUGCAGAGGAUGUACAAACACAAAAGAAUGGGGAAACAUGAUUUACGAUGUAUAAAUAUUAUUAUAUUUUUGUCUUUGAUUGCUUUGAUAAAUAGUUACUACAUUUAACCGUUUACAUAUAAUUGGUUAAUGCAAUUAAUUUGCUAUAUCAAUACUGUAAAAUUGAUGUAGCCAUUUACUAAAUUUAUUAUAGAACAAAACUAUUGACAUUGUUGGUAUCAAUUUAUCACACGUAGACUCUUCAUUGACUUUCGUUAAGUUAGUGACGUCAUUGUACAGUGGAAGGAAGGUGAACAUUUAAACAGGUACACUCGAGAAGACAUUUGUCAUUCAAUAGAUUGUACUUUGAUAGCAAAUCAUGUGAUAAACUCGUAUGAGUAGAAAAGUCGAUUUUAUAGAGCAUUUAUUUGAAAACUACGUUUGAUUUAACGUGCUCUAGGUAUGGAAGUAUGCUGUAUUUUAAAAACUUUUAAAGAAGUCUGUGACAAAAGGCAGUAGUAUUUAAGCAUUGAAAGUCUCAGUCUAGAUGGGUGUUCCAUAAAACGUGGAUAUUCAGGGAAACCAUAGAUACAUUUUUCCACAGUUGUAGAAGCUUUGUCUUGAAUACACUAUGUGCCAUGAGGAAGUAUGGAAGUAAACGUCCCUACAGGGAUUAUGGUAAAGCAUUUUAUUUAUUUAUGAUAAAUAAUAAAUACUCAUCCUUUUACGUUUACAUCUUUUACACAGAUUGCAUUUCGAUUUCUAUCUUUGUUUUAAUGAUCGUACGUGCAUUUUGUUUAUGUACAAGCUAGCUGUAAACAAAUAAAAGCCAUUUUAAAGUU
Molecule: messenger RNA, 2748 nt
Organism: Orussus abietinus
Lineage: Eukaryota; Metazoa; Arthropoda; Insecta; Hymenoptera; Orussidae
Gene: trus
Product: programmed cell death protein 2-like
Exons: 5
Coding region: 448-1722 (424 amino acids)
Cellular component (GO): cytoplasm
Source: RefSeq, a predicted model, not a curated record